AUGAAGGGGGAAGCUGGACGUCAGCGCCAUGAGAAGCCGAAGCAGGAGGGACACAUCUGGGGCUCCAUGCGGAGGACCGCCUUCAUCCUGGGCUCCGGCCUUCUCCUGCUGGUGGCCUUCUGGAACUCCGUCACAUGGCAUCUUCAGAGAUUCUGGGGUGCUUCUGGCCACUUCUGGCAAGCCCAGUGGGAGAGGCUGCUGCUCACAUACGAAGGGAAGGAGUGGAUCCUCUUCGUGACAGGUGCCACCUACCUACCUGUCCUGUCAUUCUGGACUAUCAACGGGCUCCUACUGGUGGUUGACACAACCGGAAAACCCAACUUCAUCUCCCGCUACCGGAUUCAGCUUGGCAAGAAUGAACCGGUGGACCCCGUGAAACUGCGCAAGUCUGUGCGCACGGUGCUGCUCAACCAGCUCCUCAUCUCCCUCCCCAUCGUGGUCCUCCUCUACCCCACCCUCAAGCUGUGGAGAGACCCCUGCCGCCGGGAGCUGCCCACCUUCCACUGGUUUCUCCUGGAGCUGGCCAUCUUCACGCUUAUCGAGGAGAUCAUGUUCUACUACUCACACCGGCUCCUCCACCACCCAGUGUUCUACAAGAAAAUCCAUAAGAAACACCACGAGUGGACAGCUCCCAUUGGCGUGAUCUCGCUCUACGCCCACCCUGUCGAGCAUGUGGUCUCCAACAUGCUGCCGGCGAUGGUGGGGCCCAUAGUCAUGGGCUCCCACUUGUCCUCCAUCAUGGUGUGGUUCUCCCUGACUCUCAUCAUCACCACCAUCUCCCACUGCGGCUACCACCUGCCCUUCCUGCCUUCACCCGAGUUCCAUGACUAUCACCAUCUCAAGUUCAACCAGUGCUACGGGGUGCUGGGGGUGCUGGACCAUCUGCACGGGACAGACACCGUGUUCAAGCAGACCAAGGCCUACGAGAGACACAUCCUCCUGUUAGGCUUCACCCCACUCUCUGAGAGCAUCCCCGACCCCCCAAAGAUGGAGUGA
This is a messenger RNA of Pipistrellus nathusii (Nathusius's pipistrelle), 996 nucleotides long. Lineage: Eukaryota; Metazoa; Chordata; Mammalia; Chiroptera; Vespertilionidae. The record is from the annotation of a GenBank genome assembly.